Molecule: messenger RNA, 986 nt
Organism: Fusarium oxysporum Fo47
Lineage: Eukaryota; Fungi; Ascomycota; Sordariomycetes; Hypocreales; Nectriaceae
Exons: 2
Coding region: 1-978 (325 amino acids)
Source: RefSeq, a predicted model, not a curated record
AUGUCUCUACAAUCGACCUUUUCGAGUACCAUCCACCUGCGCGACUUCGUCGACACCGUCAUAGAGGACCCGAGUCGUGAAAAUGCACCCAACUACGUCGAAAUACAGACCGACGUCAACAUCUUUGAGGAGAGUAGCUUCUAUAGUCCUAAUGUCAACGUCGAGCCUAUUCAUACCCGCAUCCAUGCUUAUCUCACACGAGAAGAAAGGGACCUCUAUGUGGCAAACACCUUCUUCUACGCCGACGGUCGCUUCUCUACUGCCCUUCACCCGGGAGACGUGUCUGACUUUGACAAGUAUCGACGCCACUUGCCAGAACAGUGGUGUCCGAUGGUGACCAUUAUCGGCUUCGUGCCAUCUCGUAGCGACAAGACUCUUGACUUUUCAGAGGACCGCUGCUUCGCCGUCGAAACAUCCGUCUACGACACCUCAAAAGCAGCUCCAGUCGCGUUCUCCGUCACCUGUUUCCUGGAAACCACCAAGCGUUGGCAAAAAGUCAAGAUCCCUCAGUCGGGAGCUUUUCUCAGUAUCACUGCCAAAGUCGCUGGCCGCACCACCGACACCAAUCAGCUGGCCCUCCGUGUCCUCGACUUGGCCUACCUACCGAGACCGGCUGCCGUCCCCACGGCCACGCCGACGCCAUCUUCUACUCCGACUUCGAAGCGAUCCGCCCGCUGGGAGGGUCGUGCCACUCCGUUCACCCCUUCUAAGAGGCGACGAGGCUCUGACAGCGCCAGCCUGGCGGGAUCUUCAUAUAAGAAACAGCUUCCGCAGCCUACAGAAGGCCAUUCUCAUGUAUCGAUUGCAGAAGAUAGCCCAGAUCCUCCGGCCAAUUCCCCCUCUAAUUCCCCAUCUCCGUCGGCCAUGGCCGACGCCGGCGAGUCUAGCAUCACUUUGCAUCCUUUCCCAGGCCCAGACGGCGGGACUAGGCCACAUCGCAAUCGCCAUCCCCCAAAGAAGUAUCCCCAUAAAGAAUAAAAAGUUGC